Messenger RNA from Nomascus leucogenys (northern white-cheeked gibbon), 2474 nucleotides. It is a transcript of the gene DNAJB6, whose product is annotated as DnaJ heat shock protein family (Hsp40) member B6. The record is from RefSeq and is a predicted model, not a curated record. Gene Ontology annotation, biological process: protein refolding; positive regulation of proteasomal ubiquitin-dependent protein catabolic process. NCBI's taxonomy places the organism in Eukaryota, Metazoa, Chordata, Mammalia, Primates, Hylobatidae. The transcript has 6 exons. The coding region runs from base 206 to 844 and encodes 212 amino acids. Gene Ontology annotation, cellular component: cytosol; endoplasmic reticulum membrane. Gene Ontology annotation, molecular function: Hsp70 protein binding; ATPase activator activity.
AGUUGACGUCGCUGUGCCGCCGUUGCGUGACGCAUUUCCUGUUUGUUGUUGGAGAAAGGAGAGAAAGGAAAGCGCGAGGAGGCGCCGCCACUACCAGCGCAGCAGUCCUGGAGCUGUGAGGAGAUUCGGGCGGUCACCCUGCCUCCCCUGCGUCCCGCCACCGGCCGCUUCCGUCCUCGGACCCAUUCCAACAAUCUCUUAAAACAUGGUGGAUUACUAUGAAGUUCUAGGCGUGCAGAGACAUGCCUCACCUGAGGAUAUUAAAAAGGCAUAUCGAAAACUGGCACUGAAGUGGCAUCCAGAUAAAAAUCCCGAGAAUAAAGAAGAAGCAGAGAGAAAAUUCAAGCAAGUAGCGGAGGCAUAUGAAGUGCUGUCGGAUGCUAAGAAACGGGACAUCUAUGACAAAUACGGCAAAGAAGGAUUAAAUGGUGGAGGAGGAGGUGGAAGUCAUUUUGACAGUCCAUUUGAAUUUGGCUUCACAUUCCGUAACCCAGAUGAUGUCUUCAGGGAAUUUUUUGGUGGAAGGGACCCAUUUUCAUUUGACUUCUUUGGACAGUGGGGGACGGUAAGGUCUGUUUGCAAAGUACCUAUGACCAUCUUACGAUUAUUUUUAUGGGCAGGGGGCGUUGACUGUGGAAUGUGGGCAGUAACUUGCACAGUCAGUAACCGUUUGAGUAACUUCUUGUUGGCAUCCCCGUUCUGGCACUCCUCCUCUAGGUCUCCACCUCACAUGCCGGCUUGUGGGCGGAGGGGCGAGUUGGCCUGCGGGGUGUCCGGGCACUGGCUAUGCAUGCCUUCUUCCUCUUCUAUCUCUUGGCCACCUUUUCCAAAAAGUCACCAGUGACCACUUCUCCCAAUGUUUGUUUCUUUGGGAUUCAGUGUCUUGGGCUUGGCAUUGGGUAAAGCCGACUGGCCAGUUUCAUUCUGACGAGCUCUGUAGUAGUCCGGUGUGGACCUCUGCCCUCCCUGCUCUGCGGAAGCUUCCUCAGCCUUUGCUCCUCACUAUUUACUAUUUGCGGGUCCUGGGGGUACCCAGCGUCUCAGGGUUUUGGCUGCCCACCUGUACCAUCGGUCCUUUCAGAGUGUGGUCAGAGUCAACCUCAGGUGCUGCUUUUCUCUAGUCACUGAAUUUUUUUUAGUAGAAACAAAGUCUUGCUAUGUUGUCCAGCCUGGAUUCAAACUCCUGAGCUCAAGGAAUCCUCCCACUCAGCCUCCAGAGUAGCUGGAUCAAGACACUCUUGUUCAUAACCUCAGUUGCUUCAUGAAUCUCGAUUUCUGCUUGAUUUCAGUGCUUGCUGUUGUAUCCUUGUGUGCUGCCGUAUUUAUUGUUAACAUUUGUGACUCAAAUGUAUCCACUGCCUGCUUUGGUCGCUCUGCCCUGCAAGUAGGCCGUACUAAUUCCCUAGUUGGUCCUGGCUUGCCUUUGUCUUUACCUUGCGUGCAUUUAUGUCUUAAUGCAUCUAUUAGGAUUCCUUGCUUUUAUCACAGGUUUCUCAUUUUUCUGAAAAAAUUACAGUAAUUACUAACGCAGAACCCAGGUAAAUUAAAAAGGUUUGUAUACUUUAUGAAUUUUUAGUAAGUACUCGUUGAUUGUUAAUAGCAACGGAGGAAAACAAAACAGUCAGUUAUGAUCUUGAUUUCCAGGAGCACUUUGUGUUUCCACUUGGCAGCGUGAUGCUUCCUCACCUUGGUGAUGUUCUGUUGAGACACGCUCAAGCGUAAUCUUACGUCUGCUUGUUAACAUUUGUUCAGAUUUGAUUUCAGCUAAUCCUUAAAAGUUUUUUGAGACAUUAAACUUAGAAUAAAAGGAAUUUCCUUUGCCGAAGUUCAUCAGGUAUUUACACUUAGCUUACAUGGCCACACCGUUCCUUCUGUGUGUGUGUUUGUGUGUGUGCGUGUUAGGGUAAUCCAUUUUUCUGUUUCUGAAUUGCUUUGGAGAAGGCAACUCAGACUCCAAGGAAUACAACAGCCGCUGUGUGAAGGUUUUCUUACUUUUCCAGUGGUCGCAGCAGGAACAGCGUCUAACAGGACCUCAAAUCAGUGAUGUGAAAAGAGCUGAGUUUGAAGUGCAUAUUGGUGCUCCAUAAAGAAUGUGUAUAUGUGCUGUUUUUUUAAUUAAGUCUGGUAGUUUAUUUGAUAUAAUGUAUUGUAGUUUUAGUUGAAUUAAACUAGUUAGUAAAACUGUUGGUGAGGUAGUAUUUCAGUUACCCUGUAGAUAAGCUCUUUUGUUACAAUCUCUUAAGUUUUUUGUCCCUGAAUAUGUUACAAACAUCUAUUUUCUCUUACUGUAGCUAUCACAUGAGGAAAAAAACUUGAAAAAAAGACUUCAUAGUGUGUGUUUAUGUUUGAUUUUAGAAGACCCUUUUGAGGACUUCUUUGGGAAUCGAAGGGGUCCCAGAGGAAGCAGAAGCCGAGGGACGGGGUCAUUUUUCUCCGCGUUCAGUGGAUUUCCGUCUUUUGGAAGUGGAUUUUCU